UAUAACUAGGCCCAGGCUCUGCAUCCUCAGCUUACUCCACCUUCUUCUUCGCGCGACUUGUCCAGCAUCCCCUCUGCCCAUCCCCCCAUCGCCCACCCGCCCCCGCAGACACCGCCAUCCAUCCCUUCCACCCACCCACGCCCUGCUCCUCCCUCCCCACCCGCAAUUUCCACUUUGCCCUCCCGCCUCGCUUCGUCCCCUGCGCCGGCCCUGCCUGCAGAUGAGCGCUGCCCACGACCGCACACGAUAAACACAGCGCCCGUCCCGCGAACACCACGCCCAGCUUAGGACAGCAUGUAUAACGCACAUCGCGGCAUGCCGCCCGGCGCGCAGCCCGCGAACCGCCUUGCCGAGCUCCUGGACCAAGUGAGGGCCGAGUUCGAGGCGCAGGCGGCCGGCCGUAGCAACGAUCAGGAACACCAGCUUGUAGUCCAGGCCCAGACCAACGAGAUGAACCUCGUCGUGCAGAGGCUGCGUGAACUCGAAGCCUCGCACCAUUCUAUAAAACAGAGGUACGAGGACGAGAUCGCGCGGCUGCAUCGCGAACUCGAGCAGCGUAGCGGGCCGCCUCAGGUCCAGCAUGGUGGUCCAUCUCAGCCCCCGCCUCCGGCCAUCGGCCACGGUCCCGCCAACCUCUUCCAGGGCAUAAUGGCAGGUGGAGGCCAAGGCGGCCCCGGCCUCGCCCCGCCGCAAGAGCAGCAAGGCCAACCAGGCAUGCCGGGCCAUAUGCAAGCCGGCCAGCCUCCGCCAGGCCUGAACCAGCAUGCCCCUGCGCCUCAGAACCCCUUCGGAUACGGGCAGCCACCGGGCCCAAGUAUUAAUGGCUAUCCAUCAUCGCUGCAGAAUGCCUCUCCCGCACAAGGCAUCGCCCGCCCCACCCUGCCCAUCGACCGAAAUGCGCAGAUUGCCCCCGACUUCCAAUACUCUCUCGCCGAGAUUGAGCGCAUUGGUAACCAGCUCUCGGAGUUCGAGAUUGAGAAGCUUCCACCCAAUCUCAAAACCGUCAGUGACGAUGAUUGGCACGUGCUCUACAAUCCCAACCCCCACGUCCCACGCUCGCUGGAUAUUGAGCUCGUCCACACCCUGAACCACUCUAGCGUGGUGUGCUGCGUACGAUUCAGCCACGACGGGAAGUUCGUCGCUACUGGUUGCAAUCGUAGCGCCCAGAUCUACGACGUCGCCUCCGGGCAGCUCGUCAGUCAGCUGCAAGAUGACACCGUGUCACAAGAAGGCGAUUUGUACAUUCGGAGCGUGUGCUUCAGUCCCGAUGGGAAGUACCUCGCUACCGGCGCAGAAGACAAGAUCAUUCGCGUUUGGGACAUCUACAACAAAGUCGUCCGUCAUUCAUUCAGCGGACACGAGCAGGAUAUCUACUCUCUCGACUAUGCCCGCAAUGGCAAGAUCAUCGCAUCUGGCUCUGGCGAUAGAACUAUCAGAAUCUGGGACUUGGAAGCCGGUGCUUGCCACCUGAGCCUCUCCAUCGAAGAUGGCGUCACCACUGUCGCCAUGUCCCCUGACGCGCGCUAUGUCGCCGCCGGCAGUCUUGACAAGAGUGUCCGCGUUUGGGAUACCCAGAAUGCCUUCCUGGUCAUGAGAACGGAGGGAGAGACCGGGCACAAAGACAGUGUCUACUCUGUUGCCUUCAUGCCGAAUGGCCGCGACUUGGUGUCGGGCUCGCUUGACAGGACGAUCAAAUUGUGGAGAAUCCCGGACCGAGCGAACAUGAGCCAAACAAGCGGGGAGUGCUUGAGGACGUUCGAGGGACACAUUGACUUCGUGCUGAGCGUUGCCUCCACCCCGGAUGGUAACUACAUCUUGUCCGGCUCGAAGGACCGAGGUGUGCGUUUCUGGGACCCACGGAAUGGCAACGCGCUUCUAUUGUUGCAAGGACACAAGAAUUCAGUCAUCUCUGUCGCCCCCUCACCCGUUGGAGGGCUCUUUGCCACCGGGUCUGGCGACAUGAAGGCCAGGAUCUGGAGCUACCGCCAUCGAUAGUCGGGAGGGCGUAUGGUCCCAGUUAUUGAGUAUCCAGUCUGGACGGGAAGUGGAUACAAAUCGAAGAGGAAAUGAGCAGGACUCAGGUGUUGGGAAACUUCGGGGAAGGCCUGCAAAGGCGCGGUGGAAACGGGGUUUGGGCACGCAUCAUCAGGUAUUCUCUGCUGCGUCUGAGCGGGGUGGGAGUCGGAGCGUCCAGCUUAAAGUAUGCAACUCGGUUGGUGCAUUGCAAAAUGACAAAAAGCACGUGUAUCCUGUAAACCUGCUACUUUACAGAUUCGGAUCAACGCUAUGGGUGAAGCUAGAUUGUCGGGGUUGUUCGAGCAAUGAUGUGCGGCAGGGCGGUCAUCGGUUCGCGCGAUUAGAGUUUGAGCUUUGUUGGAGAUCGACCUCCGG
Messenger RNA from Neohortaea acidophila, 2391 nucleotides. RefSeq names its product transcriptional repressor TUP1. NCBI's taxonomy places the organism in Eukaryota, Fungi, Ascomycota, Dothideomycetes, Mycosphaerellales, Teratosphaeriaceae. Gene Ontology annotation, molecular function: protein binding. Bases 295 to 1995 code for a protein of 566 amino acids. The record is from RefSeq and is a predicted model, not a curated record. The transcript has 7 exons.